Molecule: messenger RNA, 1419 nt
Organism: Cinclus cinclus
Lineage: Eukaryota; Metazoa; Chordata; Aves; Passeriformes; Cinclidae
Gene: STEAP4
Product: STEAP4 metalloreductase
Exons: 4
Coding region: 1-1419 (472 amino acids)
Biological process (GO): copper ion import
Cellular component (GO): plasma membrane; endosome
Molecular function (GO): cupric reductase (NADH) activity; ferric-chelate reductase (NADPH) activity
Source: RefSeq, a predicted model, not a curated record
AUGAAUAAAAAUUCUUCGAACAUAAUGGCUUUGGCUCCUAACACUCCUAACAAAAGAGAGACAGUGUGCAUAUUUGGAACUGGAGAUUUUGGACGAGCUCUGGGGCACAAGAUGAUCCAGUCUGGCUACCCCGUGGUGUAUGGAAGCCGAAGCACCCAGAUAUCCAACCUGAUUCCCAAGGAUGCAGAGGUUCUGAGCCACGCGGAGGCAGCACAGAAAGCUGCUGUCAUCAUUAUAGCAAUCCAGAGGCAGCAUUACAACUUUUUUACACCACUAGCAGAAGCUCUCCAUGGAAAAGUCUUGGUGGACAUAAGCAACAACUUGAAAUUAAACCAGUAUCCAGAGUCCAACGCAGAGUACCUGGCUCAGCUGCUGCCUGGCAGUAAGGUUGUGAAAGGCUUUAACACCGUGUCAGCCUGGGCCUUGCAGUCAGGCACGCUGGAUGCCAGCCGGCAGGUGUUUAUCUGUGGAGAUGAUGUGGAAGCUAAACAAAUGGUCAUGAAUAUUGUUCGUGGACUGGGUCUCACUCCAGUAGAUAAGGGAUCCCUCUUGGCUGCUCAGGAAAUAGAAAAUUACCCUCUGCAACUCUUUCCAAUGUGGAAGUUUCCCAUCUUUUUGUCCCUUGGCCUAGGUCUAUUCUUCUUCUUCUACUGUUUGGCUCUUGAUGUAAUUCAUACUUAUAUUUAUGAAAACAAUAACUUUUCAUUUUUUAUUGCAAUUACUGUUCCAAAUCGCGUCUUCCCUGCAAUGGCACUCACCCUUCUUGGCUUGGUUUAUCUUCCUGGUGUAUUUGCUGCAAUUAUUCAGUUAUACAGAGGUACCAAAUACCGCCGUUUUCCAGACUGGCUGGACAAAUGGAUGCUGUGUAGGAAACAACUUGGACUAAUAGCCUUGGCAUUUGCUUCCCUGCAUGCUGUGUUCACUCUUGUUACUCCAUUGCGUGCCUUUUCAAGUUGGAGAACCAGCAGAAAAAUCAUCUCCCAGGCACUGAACAAUGAAACAGAACCACUCGACCACACUAAUGCCUGGCUUAGUGACUCUUAUUUGGCUACGGGAAUAUUAGGAUUUUUUUUAUUCGUUCUUCUGGGAAUAACUUCCUUGCCUUCAGUCAGUAACAGUGUCAACUGGCGAGAAUUUCGAUUUAUUCAGUCCAAACUGGGAUAUCUGGCACUGAUUUUGUGCACUGCACAUGCAAUGAUUUAUGGUGGAAAAUGGUUCCUGAACCCAUCAGCGUACAAAUGGUAUCUUCCAGACAUCUAUAUGCUCUCCCUCGUUGUUCCAUGUGCUGUACUGGUUGUCAAAUUUGUGCUGAUAUUUCCUUGUGUAGACAAACCUCUCACACAAAUUCGGCAGGGCUGGGAGAGAAAUCCCAGAUACUCAGAACAGUCAAAUUAUAUUAUCAACAAGUCUGCUGUAUAA